Anopheles darlingi is the source of this 867-nucleotide messenger RNA. RefSeq names its product chymotrypsinogen A-like. The coding region runs from base 1 to 867 and encodes 288 amino acids. Gene Ontology annotation, biological process: proteolysis. Lineage: Eukaryota; Metazoa; Arthropoda; Insecta; Diptera; Culicidae. The record is from RefSeq and is a predicted model, not a curated record. The transcript has 2 exons. Gene Ontology annotation, molecular function: serine-type endopeptidase activity.
AUGUCCAAGUGCUCCGUGGUACUGUUGCUGGUAGUAACGGCCAUCGUUGCCACCAUAUCGGGUGAGAUCCGUUCCGUCCAGGAUGUUGACUGGAGCCGCGUUCAGCGGUUUUACGAUCGGAACCUUGACGUUCCGGAUCGUCGCAUUAACAACGGUGUAAUCGCCACUCCGACCGAUGUUCCUUGGGCCGUCGCACUGCUGAUUUCGCUUACGUCCGGAACCAACUUCUGCGGUGGAGCACUGAUCUCACCGACACAUGUGCUCACUGCUGCGUCCUGUGUCAAUGGUCAGAGCGCGUCCUCGAUUACGGCUAUGCUAGGUGCGAGCACCAUUGCCACGACGUCCGACUUCGUACCCGUGGCGCAUGUUCGCGUUCAUCCGGAUUACAGUUCUUUCCUAGAACGCGAUGACAUCGCCAUCUUGACGCUGUCCCGUCAACCGCGCUGGAAUGAUCAAAUCCAAAUCAUUAAUCUACCGCGCCGUAUGUACAUUGGUCACUCGUUCAACAACUACGUCACUACCAUUUCCGGCUGGGGUGAAACUGGCACUAACACCGGUGAACCACUGCCGAUGCCCAAUCUGCGCUUCAUCCGCAGCCCCGUCAUCACCAAUCUGAGUUGCGAGCUGAGCUUCCUGCUAACCAACAUUCGCAACACGCACAUCUGCACCUCGACCGAUGGUGGAGCACCGUGCAUCGGUGAUCAGGGUGCGCCGGUGACGGUGACCGAGAACGGUGAAACCUUCCUCAUCGGUAUUCACGUGUUUACGGCUUCGCGUUGCGAGCGUGGCCGUCCGGCCGUCCAUGUCCGCCUAACGCAGUACAUGAACUGGCUCCAGUUGAACACAGAUGCCGUCAUCCGCGAGUAG